AGGGACUUGAUUUAAAUCUGUGCAUUGCCGAGGGCAAGGAGCGGAGAACAUGGACAGAGAGAAGUUUCAGCAGAAGGCUCUGAAGCAAACUAAGCAGAAGAAAUCCAAGUCGGCUGAAUUUCUGAUGGUUAAAGAAGAUAGAGAAACUAUGGAAGGCAUUGGAAAUCCAGCUUUUAACAUGAGCAGCCCAGAUCUCUUAGCACAUCAGACUUCAGACAAGAGAGUUAUUAGAUAUGACAUGCCGGAUCACACCCUUGCAGCUCACCAACAAAAAUUCGGGCUGCUGGCCUCUGCUGAACCAAAAGGAAAUGAAUAUAGCAGAAAUUACUUUGACCCACUGAUGGAUGAGGAAAUCAACCCAAGGCAGUGUGGGAUGGAGGUCAGCAGAGAGGUUUCUUUAAUGGCUGAAGCACAGAAAGCAGAAUCAGGCGUGGAGAAUACUCCUGGCCUUUCAGAGAAACAAAUGGAGGAAAACAUUUGUGCAUCACUGGAUGAUAAAGCUAAACCCUCCCUACACUCUUCUCAGGGAAGCAUUUCUAAUAAAAUUGGUCCCUGCCCUAUGGACUGUGAUCUCAAUCUUUUAAAAGAAGACCAUGAAUUACACAAGAAGGGAGAAAGUCUGAUCAAUCACUCAGUGAAGGAAAAAUCAGCUGCUUGGAGAACUACAGAAAUUGAGGAUUAUUCAGAGGAUGCAUCUUACUUGGAGGAACUGGAAGAACACAGAUUUUCAGUUUGCUGUUCUUCUGUUGCUGGUGGUGCUGGAUCUGGAGGACUCCUCAAGCAUCUCCAUUUUGUGCGGGUGUCCGUGUCUUCAGAACUUCAGCUAGCUCAGUGGCGAAGCCAGGGCUUCUGGUACAUUAUCCUGCUGAUGGCUUCCCUCUGGUUCCUGAGUCUCUACCUGCAUUACCUUAGCCAGUGGCUGUUCCUCCAGGCUAUUUCAACUGUUACAAAAUUCCAUUUUUCCCCUUUCACGGUUGAGCUUUGCUACUCAACUUCCUCACUUCAAAUCAGAGAAGAGUUGCUUGUGGUUGUGGUGGGACCUUUAGUGUUGAAUGCAGCGAUACUUCCUUUGGUUCUGAUCAGAUGGGGCUGUCAGCUACUGUUUGCCUCCUGCCCUGACGUCUUGUCAAAGUUAAUCAUUACCAUGGGACUAUGGACAGUUCUAGACCCACUGGUAGUGUUUAUAGUGGAUACUGUCCUGGGGGCACUUAUUUUGACUUUCAUGAUGCUCAUGAAAUGA
This is a messenger RNA of Leptonychotes weddellii (Weddell seal), 1240 nucleotides long. NCBI's taxonomy places the organism in Eukaryota, Metazoa, Chordata, Mammalia, Carnivora, Phocidae. The record is from RefSeq and is a predicted model, not a curated record.